This is a messenger RNA of Naumovozyma castellii, 1821 nucleotides long. It is a transcript of the gene RRN3, whose product is annotated as rDNA-binding RNA polymerase I transcriptional factor. The record is from RefSeq and is a predicted model, not a curated record. The transcript is spliced from 2 exons. Bases 1 to 1821 code for a protein of 606 amino acids. Lineage: Eukaryota; Fungi; Ascomycota; Saccharomycetes; Saccharomycetales; Saccharomycetaceae.
AUGAUGGCAUUUGAAAACAACAAUAAACGUUCUCCACAGGACAUCAUGAAUCCGAUUGAACCAAAGAAGAGGAAAGUGGAAUUUUCAAAUGAGAUAACGCUACAUCCCUUAAAUCAGGAGAAUGGCACCAAUGAAGAGUUUUCAGCAGCUUUAUAUGCAAGAUAUAUUAAGUCUGCUUUGGAGAACUUAGAAAAGAACGACCCAACUCAAAUAAAUUUAAUUGCAGAUCAAGUGGGACUGCCGGCAAGGAGUCCCGACCGCAUCGAAACUAAGAAUCUAAACAUUCUUCUAGAUGUAUUAUCAAAUAAUAUCAAUAGAAUAGAUUCAUCGCGUGGUAUCACGUUGAUUCAAUCUAUUAUAAACUUUGAGAAAUGGUGGGAACUACCUUCAUUGACUCUAAGUAAAUAUGUAUUCUUUAUCAAGAUCCUUUGUUCAAGUAUACCCAAAUGGUGGCAAGAUGUAUCUAUGAUUCUAGUAUCCAAUUUUACAUUGGAUACUGUAAAGACCAAAUGCCAUCAUGAUAUGCUUAAAUAUUUCUUAAGAAUGAUUCCCUCUUCUAUGGGGUUCAUUGAUGCUUAUUUGGCGAAGUUUUUCCCAAAUAAGAAUGAUACCAGCGAGAAAUUAGUAAAUUAUAUCUCUAAUAUUCUUCUGCUGACUGACUAUUGCAAAGAAUUGAAGUUCCAAGUUUGGUCACUACUGGUUGAAAAGAUUAUUUCGAUUGAUGUUGAAUUACAAAAUGAAUUAGACGAACUAGAUGAUGAAAUAGAGGAAGAUCUAGAAGAAGAAAAUGAGGAAGAAGAAGACGAUGAAGAUGAUGAUGAAAACGAAAAUGAACUUGAACCAAAAAAUACGAUAGAAGACCAAGAUGGGGAAAUUGAAGGUGAUGAGGAAUACAACGUUGACGUGACACAGGGAAUUAAAGAGCUCUCUACUAAAUUGGAUAGCAUAUUGACCUUGAUAACAGAGAGAAUUACCUCUGAAUUUACUGCAGAAAAUUUAGAAAGUGGAGAUGGGGUGACGUUGUUCAACAUAUUGACUACUCUCUUCAAAACCCAUAUUCUCUCUACAUAUUAUACGAGGUCUAUCCAAUAUAUUAUGUUCCAUGUUUCUCAGCAGCAAUUAGAACUAAUGGACUCAUUUUUGGUAACAUUGAUCGAUAUUGCAUUUUCCCCAAGCGAAAGUUCAGAGAAGAAGAUCAAGUCGUUACAAUAUCUAGGGUCAUACAUUGCUCGUGCCAAGAAGCUAUCACGGACGCAAAUAAUCUUUGUUGCAAGUUAUCUAACCUCAUGGUUGAAUCGUUAUGUUAUAGAAAGAGAGGAGGAAGUCGAUCAACCUGGUGGAAUGGAAAGGUUUAAACAUUUUUAUGCCACAUUCCAAGCUCUUUGCUAUAUUUUUUGUUUCAGACAUAGUAUAUUUAGAGACACCGAAGGAGCUUGGGAAUGCGAAUUAGACAAGUUUUUCCAGAGAAUGAUCAUUUCCAAAUUUAACCCACUAAAGUAUUGCAAUGAGAACGUAAUGUUAAUGUUUGCUCGUAUAACACAGCACGAAGAUGUUGCUUAUUGUUUCAGCAUAAUUGAAAAUAACAAUAAUGAAAGGCUAAGAGGUAUUAUUGGUAAAGUGGACAAUGAUAAAAAGGAAUACAACACUGGCGGUUCUACUUCUGGAUGGUCUCUAGCAACAAGGCAACAAUUCAUAGAUUUACAAAGCUACUUCCCAUAUGAUCCUCUAUUUUUAAAGAAUUAUAAGAAAAUAAUGAAAGCGUAUUACAUCGAAUGGAGUGAAGCAAGUGGGGAGUAUGAGAGCGAUGAAUCUGAUGACUAA